Molecule: messenger RNA, 1188 nt
Organism: Fonsecaea pedrosoi CBS 271.37
Lineage: Eukaryota; Fungi; Ascomycota; Eurotiomycetes; Chaetothyriales; Herpotrichiellaceae
Exons: 2
Coding region: 1-1188 (395 amino acids)
Source: RefSeq, a predicted model, not a curated record
AUGCCUUUAAUUGAAGAACUACCAGUCACCACCACAGCCCGUGCCUCACAUGGCUGGAGUUACGUUCCUGACAAUGUUGCCCCUGUUCCUGCCCUCCAGCUGGGUUCCCGCAAACGUGGUCGUGAAGGAACGGUAGCACAUGCAGCUGCACACAAACUUUCGGCAAAGCAAGAAAAGGCCAUCCAACAGCGACUGAAUGACUUGAAUAAGGAAAACUAUCGCGAUGCCCACAUACCAAUACCGAAACGAGAGGGUGCAAAGGGAAAAGAGAGGAAGACCACACAAAAUGUAAGGCGGAUUCUCGCCUACAAUAGGACGUUCCAGCAUUAUCUUGCAGACGAGGAAGCAGGGGUGAAUGUUUAUGGAAGUGCUGCCAACGUACCUGCUGCCACGAUUGCUAGAGGUCAAGCGAGACAAGAACCGACGCAGAAGACAGCAGCAGACUCUAGGAAGCGGAGUGCUGCUGCGAACGAUACUCCAUCAACCAGUGCUCAGAAAGGAUCUUCGCGCCGUCGGAACUCGUCUAAAAAUGCCAAAACCACGCCUGUGAAGAAUGCAGGGGGGGAGAGAGGCAGCACGAUUGAUGUCGAGAUGCCCGACGCGCCUCGACCUACGAAACCCUCAGAGCAGACCUCCCCAACAACAACUGUCAAAUCCACCCCUUCCACUGGAGAGAGACCGCAACCGUCCUCAUCACCUUCAGCUAGUCAAGGACACCUUCCAUCCUAUGACCCAGCUCUCGACCGCGAUCCGCUCCUCCGUACGCUUAAUCUUCCCAAGAUGCCAUCAGAACGCGUCAUGCAAGCUCUCCUAUCCGAGCCUUCGCUGAGUUACGUUGCCGCGCGGGCCAAACCACUGGAUCAAAACAUGGCGGGUGAUGGAGGUUUCGCCCUGCGCACUGGUAACAACUCACUUAUGGCCAAGCCCCAGCGCUGCGGCAUACUCAUCGCCGGAAGUGAAUCUGUGCCCUGUGUCUCCAAAUACCGGAUUGUCGAUGCUCUAGCUGCUGUUGACACUCUGAGAGACGAGCCGUCACUGCAUAACAAGAUCGAUGACGAUCUUCCUCCCUUCCGUGCCGUGGUGUGUGAACGUCCGUCGCUCGAUCCAGUCCCCAAUCGACUUCCGAGAGCGAUGAGCAGCUCCGCCAACAAAGCUCGAGCGAGUGUCAAAGCGCACGGCCGCCCGUGA